Toxotes jaculatrix (banded archerfish) is the source of this 2479-nucleotide messenger RNA. It is a transcript of the gene ebf2, whose product is annotated as EBF transcription factor 2. Gene Ontology annotation, biological process: regulation of transcription by RNA polymerase II. NCBI's taxonomy places the organism in Eukaryota, Metazoa, Chordata, Actinopteri, Toxotidae. The record is from RefSeq and is a predicted model, not a curated record. Bases 510 to 2279 code for a protein of 589 amino acids. The transcript has 15 exons. Gene Ontology annotation, molecular function: RNA polymerase II cis-regulatory region sequence-specific DNA binding; DNA-binding transcription factor activity, RNA polymerase II-specific.
AUUCAUGCUUCAAGACAGCGGUUCACUUCAAGCUUCCUGGCCCUCGGAUCCACUGUUUUGAUCCGAUCUGGCCUCGUGACAAAGGAAGGCUUUCUACACACAGAUAUUUAAAGAGUAUUCUGAGACGGAGUCGCUCUGAACUGUCUGAGGAGUUCAGCCCACCGAGCAGGUGAUCGUUUGCGCUCGAACUGACGCUGGAGAUUUGCGCGUGGACAAUGCUUGAAAUCAGUGGGGGAGUGUAUUUAUUUUCAUCGUUUGAGCCCUAAAAGAAAGUCUGUGUGGAUUUUUUUUUUUAUUUUAUCGAGGCACCCUUUGAAGUAUCACACAACACCGGUCGUCUGUUUCUCAAAGCUCCGUGCAAGCUCUGCUUUCUUGUAGCGCUCUGGAGGAGCGCAGAACCUUGGGGUGGACCUUCUGUUGUUUGCCAGAGUGCUUUUGCUAGCCUACUCUGUGCUUUUUUUUCAUAAGUUUUUAAAAAAAGUGCAUCACACGAUUGGGAGAAGGUUUAAAUGUUCGGGAUCCAGGAGCAUCUGAUACGAGAAGUGAGCGGAUUAAAAGAGAGAAGUCUUGGAGAGGAGAUGGAUCCAGUCCGGUCGUGGGUGCGUAAUGUCGGGGUUGUGGAUGCGAACGUCGCGGCGCAAAGUGGAGUAGCUCUGUCAAGAGCUCAUUUUGAGAAGCAGCCGCCCUCCAACCUCCGUAAGUCCAACUUCUUCCACUUUGUCCUGGCGCUCUAUGACAGACACGGCCAACCUGUGGAGGUGGAGAGGACUGCGUUUGUGGACUUUGUUGAGCAUGAAAAGACGGGAGAAAAGACCAACAACGGCACUCACUACAAGCUACAGCUCCUCUACAGCAACGGGGUUCGUACGGAACAAGAUCUUUAUGCACGACUCAUCGACUCUGUCACUAAACAGCCCAUAUCGUAUGAGGGACAAAACAAGAAUCCAGAAAUGUGCAGAGUUCUGCUCACACACGAGGUUAUGUGCAGCCGCUGUUGUGAGAAGAAAAGUUGUGGCAACCGAAACGAGACGCCCUCUGACCCAGUCAUCAUUGACAGGUUUUUCUUGAAGUUUUUCCUGAAAUGUAACCAGAAUUGUCUGAAGACAGCAGGAAACCCGAGGGAUAUGAGGAGAUUUCAGGUGGUCUUGUCCAGCACUGUGAGUGUAGACGGCCACGUUCUAGCAGUGUCUGACAACAUGUUCGUCCACAACAACUCAAAACACGGUCGGAGAGCCCGCAGACUGGAGCCAGGCGAGUCAGUCGAGAACACCAUGGAAUAUGCAACCCCGUGUAUCAAAGCCAUCAGUCCCAGUGAGGGCUGGACCACCGGUGGGGCCAUGGUCAUCGUCAUCGGGGAGAACUUCUUUGAUGGGCUGCAGGUGGUGUUUGGCAGCAUGCUAGUGUGGAGUGAGCUGAUCACACCGCACGCUAUCCGUGUCCAGACACCUCCUCGACACAUCCCUGGGGUUGUGGAGGUCACACUGUCUUAUAAAUCUAAACAGUUCUGCAAGGGAGCUCCUGGACGCUUCAUCUACACAGCCCUUAAUGAGCCAACUAUAGACUAUGGCUUCCAGCGUCUUCAGAAGGUCAUUCCUCGACAUCCUGGGGACCCAGAGAAACUAGCCAAGGAGAUCCUCCUGAAAAGAGCAGCAGAUCUUGUGGAGGCCCUAUAUGGAAAUCCACACAGUAAUCAGGACAUGCUGCUGAAACGUGCAGCUGACAUUGCUGAGGCACUCUACAGUGUUCCCCGUCCUCACAGUCAGCUGCAGGCGCUGCCAAGCUCACCAGCCCACGGCAGUGUCAUGGGUCUGGGCUCCUACCCUUCUCAGUUAGGCGUUAGCAUCGGAGAGCCAGGACAGAGCAGCCAAGGUUACAUUCGAAAUUCCAGCAGUUUGUCUCCUAGGGGUUACCCAUCAGCUUCCACUCCUCAGCAGUCAAGCUAUGGGACUAGCGGCACAAUGACCGGAGGCUAUGGGACAGUUCCCAUGACCAGUCUAGGAGUUCCUGGAUCUCCUGGUUUCAGCAGUGCUUCCCCCACAGGCUCUCCUUAUAUAAUGCCCUCCAGCCCCACUAUACCAGGAAGCUCCAGCUCCUCGUCCUCCCUCUUGCCAUUCUCCUCCUUCCCGUCCGCUGCUAAACAGAAGAGUGCUUUUGCUCCUGUCCUCAGGCCCCAGGGCUCUCCCUCCCCUGCCUGCCCUGCCUCAGGGGGGAACAGCUUCAGAGGUAGCCACCCAACUCACUAUCUGACCCCCCUGUCUGAACUUACGAAUGCAGUCUAACCCCUCAUACUAACCACUCGAAAGCUAUGACUGAACAAGACAGAAAACAGUUGCUGGAUGUACAUUAAUGCAAGACCUGAUUGAUUAGAAUCAUAGAUUUUGUAUAUUUUUUUCUCUCCAGCGAUGACGGGCCUGGUUGUUCCCCCGAUGUAGCAAAGCACCCCAAUCUACCCCAGACCACUGCUUCACUUAACCCCUCU